AUGGCGCGGCGGGAAACAAGUGCGGCGGCGCCAACUAAUUCGCGGCUCGUUCGGCGGGGCAGUGGGGAGGAGCGACGGGCGCGGCGGCUGGCAGAGACGGCGGGGGAGACGGCGGCGGAGUGUGCGGCGAUCUGCUGCUGCUGCCCCUGCGGCGUCGCGAAGCUCGUCGUGGUCGUGGCGGUGAAGCUUCCGGCGAGGCUCGUCCGGCGGACCCUGCAGCGGAGUAGGGCGCCGAGCUCGCGGAAGAAGGCGCCAGCGAUCGCGCGGCAGGAGCUCGUCCCUGCGGGAGACCAUCCGGAGGAGGCAUUCCCGGCGAGAUCGCCGGCGGAGGCGAUGUCGGAGCUGGAGAAGGUGAUGCGGGCCAACUUCUACGGCGCCGGGUUCUGGCGGAGCCUCUCCCAGAGGGAACGGAGCUCACCCAAGUGUUAA
Messenger RNA from Zingiber officinale, 429 nucleotides. RefSeq lists its product as uncharacterized. Bases 1 to 429 code for a protein of 142 amino acids. The record is from RefSeq and is a predicted model, not a curated record. The transcript has a single exon. Lineage: Eukaryota; Viridiplantae; Streptophyta; Magnoliopsida; Zingiberales; Zingiberaceae.